UCGAAUGAUCUUCGUUGUUAUUCGCCCAAGAUGCAAUAUCUGACGUGGGUUGUCAUGCGUUCUUCGAGAAUGUCAACGCAAAACCGGGAAAGGUGUCAUGACUAGUCCCCUCCAUAACUGCCAGUCUGCCACUCUUCGUGAACCAUCAACGCCAGCCACGCCCCCAUAUUCACUGUCCCGGCUUGCAGCAUCUAGGCAGACGGUAAAUCCCAGUCAUACACCAUGGUCCACGGAGACACUCGCGCCCGCACAGGGCUUACCACUUUCUUGCUUGCGAGCAGCGCGCUGGUAUGGGUCUCGGCCGUGAUCGUGAUGGGCAUUCUCGCCUACGCCGUCUCGCGUGGAUGGGGAGGAGACCACGUCAUUUACGAACUGGUGAUUUCUGUUCUGACAACGGCGUUCUUCCCCUUGGCCUUCUUCCUUGUUGUCUCACCCGGCUUCAUUCUUCUGUUCAACUUGAUCUUCUCGUACCUCUGGGUCGUCGCCGUCUCUUUCACCGCUUCCGAUUGGAGCCACAGCCGCUCCGACCUGCUGCUCACGGUCGAGGCCUUCAGUUUCAUUGCAUUCUUCUUCCUCUUUUUCAACAUACUCUAUGAUUGGCACUAUGGUUUCUACCGGGCUGGCGCUCAUUCGAGGGCCGUCGUCUAAGAUCAAAUAUGACGACAUUAAACGUACUGGACAAGGGCUGGGGGGUGAGAGGGGACAUGUGUUUUAUCACAUGAUUUACAUUUGCUUUCGUUAAAGAGCUGGGCAACACUCGUGGACGCGGUUUUGGGGAUUGUUAAUUAAUAAUAACGCGACUUGUCGGAGAUACCUUUUGCAAGGAUUCAGAAUUUCACUGUUCCAU
Molecule: messenger RNA, 847 nt
Organism: Chaetomium fimeti
Lineage: Eukaryota; Fungi; Ascomycota; Sordariomycetes; Sordariales; Chaetomiaceae
Exons: 5
Coding region: 223-648 (141 amino acids)
Source: RefSeq, a predicted model, not a curated record